GUAGUGUUAUACCGUUACUGGAUUGCAGUGGUCGGGUCGGUGGUAUACUUCCUAAAGUGUUGAUAUAAAAUAUUCCAUAAAAAUAGAAUCAUGCAGGAUUAUAUCUACUUUAGGAUAUUCGGAUAUGCUGUGACUAUAAUAAUGCAUGUAUCAAACAUAUAUUUUAUGGCAAAAGCAAUAAAGAAAGAGCAUUACGAUGAUCCGGUGCUAAAGGCUUAUAGUAAUUUACAAGUCCGAUACUUUACAUGUUGGACAUUUGGUCUACAAAUCAUCUACGCGGUGAUUGGACUCAUCUGUGAUUUUUCAACAUUACGAAAUAGGAACAACAAAAACUACAAGCUACCAAAACAUUUAAGAGGCUUCAGAGAUACACUUUUCGCUGCAAUUAUUUGGCCAUCUACUUUCCUGGUUUUCACAGUAUUUUGGUCGCUAUUCCUUUACAAUAGGGAUCUAAUUCUUCCGAUAAGCAUUGACAAAGUACUAACCCCUAUAUCAAACCAUGUGAUACACACGGCUAUAGUACCAGUCGUGCUUUGGGAAGUUCUAUUCCGACCAAGGAUCGAGCCGAAGUCACAUAGGAGAUAUUUAGCACAUAGCGUGUUUCAUCUGUUUGUCUAUUUACUUGUAUUAACCUACACAUAUAUAGAACGAGGUAUCUGGAUUUAUCCAAUAUUAACAAAUGCCUAUGGUACAAUCUACUUUCCGAUAAUUUGUGCUGUUAUGUUGUUUAUCAAGAUAUUCUCAUACUUCAUGCAGUGGACAUUAAAUUCUAUUAUACAUGGACAAAACGUAAAUAAGAAAACGAAUUGAUAUUGUGACUACUUAAUUUAAAAAUAUAAAUUAGAAGGGCGCGCACACCUUUGAGUAAAUUGUCGCAGAACGUUUAGUUGCGCUUUGUUUGCUAUGAGCUUGUAUGGUGCGCACACUACGCGAAUUUUAGUUGUGCGACUAAACAGCUGAAUAUGCUGCAAAACAAUCGACAAUAGCAUAACAGUUGUGCGAUGGUUUAGUCUAAGGUGCGCUCACUCUAAGAAAUAUAAGGAUUAUGCUGCUAUACAUUAAGCCGUCUGCAGACGUCGGUUAUAACAGUCGAAUGGUUCGGUUUAACCGGUCAGUUAGAACUUAGCGUCUGUAGCAAGCUUUAGGUGAAAGGAUAGGUGCAACGCAAAGGGUUAAUGGUAAUAAAUACAUGGACAUUCUGAAUCACAACUGACUUGUAUAUUAUGACUUUAUUUGUAAUGGUUGUGAAAAAAAUUAAAUAAGUAUGCUUAUAUGUAAAAUUAAUUUUUUUACUCGAAGUAAUGUAUGUGUAGAGACGUGAUUUAUUUAAUUAUUUUAUGUACUGUUUAGUGU
Molecule: messenger RNA, 1353 nt
Organism: Papilio polytes (common Mormon)
Lineage: Eukaryota; Metazoa; Arthropoda; Insecta; Lepidoptera; Papilionidae
Product: androgen-dependent TFPI-regulating protein-like
Exons: 5
Coding region: 91-810 (239 amino acids)
Cellular component (GO): endomembrane system; membrane
Source: RefSeq, a predicted model, not a curated record